Molecule: messenger RNA, 2049 nt
Organism: Saccoglossus kowalevskii
Lineage: Eukaryota; Metazoa; Hemichordata; Enteropneusta; Harrimaniidae
Product: calcium-activated chloride channel regulator 1-like
Molecular function (GO): protein binding
Source: RefSeq, a predicted model, not a curated record
AUGCAUUGUCUACGAUAUCUUGUUUCAUUUUUACUUAUCUUUAACCUGAAUGGUAGCAAGGCAGCUUUACCUCGCUCAGAGAUUCGGCUUGAAGACAAUGGAUAUAAAGGCAUCCUUAUCGCAAUCAAUGAAAAUGUGGCGGAAAAUGUUACUUUGAUUGAAAACUUGAAGGAGAUGUUCACUAGCGCCUCCCGGGAAAUGUACCAAGCAACCCAUAAUCGGGCUUACAUGAAAGAAAUAACUAUCUUGGUACCUAAGACAUGGAGUGAUGCUAUUACGAAUAUUUCAGCAACAUCAGAAAUAUUUGACAGUGCAAAUAUUAUUGUGGAUAAAGCGAACGCUGAAUAUGAUGACAAUCCGUACACCAACCAGUUUGCACCAUGUGGCGAGGCAGGAGAGUACAUACAUUUCACUGAAAGGUUUCUGUCUGAUUUUGACUGGGUCUGGUACACGUAUGGAAAUCCAGGCAAAGUACUUGUACACGAGUGGGGGCAUUUACGUUGGGGACUGUUUGACGAGUAUGCCACCGAUGAUAAAAGUCACUUCUACUUGAACGAAAACAGACAUGUUGAGCCGACAAGGUGCUCUAGACAUGUGUCUGGGAUAGCAUUGAAUUGGAGAAAUGGUAAAAGAUGCAAUCGUAAACCAGAAAAUGGAGUUUUGCCAAAUAAAUGGUGUCGGUUUUACCCUGAACUUGAUGUAAAUAAGCAAAAUGCAACAGGCUCGUAUAUGCACAUGAAUUUCUUGGACACUGUCACAGAGUUCUGCCAUAGCAACGCCAGUGGCGACCCAUUUUCUUUACACAACAGCAUGGCACCAAAUCAACAAAACAUCAAAUGUUCUCAAAGGAGUGCAUGGGAUGUUAUGUCACAGUCACCUGACUUUAUUGACGGCAAUAAUCCACCACGUUAUGUAUUGGACACAACACCAGACUUUAUUAUUGUAAAAACCUCCCCACUACGAAUUGUGUUGGUACUCGAUGUUUCGGGUAGUAUGAAUUCUAAUAAUCGAAUUGGUAUUUUGAAUUCACUUGCCACCAAGUUUAUUAAGUACACUGUUCCUGAUGGGCAUUUUGUUGGAAUAGUCGAGUUUGAAUCGCAUGCAACCAUCGUCUCAAAUCUCAUAGAACUUACCUCCAACACCACACGUGACAAUUUAUCAAGUCUAGUUCCGUCAUAUACCAGAGGAGGAACAUGUAUUGGGUGCGGGUUACAGAGCGGAAUACAGGAGUUGACUCUACAAAAAAUGACGGUGUAUACUCCGGACUAUUCCUCGAGUUCGUCACGGCUACUUGUCCUAAUUGCAGCUGGACCAAAGGAAGAAAGCAAUAUUACGGUUCCUAUUGAUGAUUUCGAUCGUGUGGAUACUGGUGGUGCAAUCCAAGCUCCAGUAACUGUCAGUGAUGAUGAUGAAUUCCCACCAUCGAGAAUUACCGAUCUACGAGUCACUGAGACAUCCUAUGAUGACCAGACUGUUACAUUAGAAUGGACGGCACCUGGCAAUGAUUUAGACAAAGGGGCAGCUGAUGGUUAUGACCUGAGAUACAGUAGAAACUUCGUCACGUUUUCACGCGAGUUUAUAACCGGUGAAGAGUUAACCGAUAUCCAUGUCGUUGAGGGCACCCUGUCAUCGCCAAGCACAUUCGGUACGACGGAGACGGUGACGGUACAAAUGCCAGCUACCUAUGAAAACAUAACAUAUUUCUUCGCAAUCCGUGCAUUCGACGCUGCUGAUAAUACAGCUGCUCCUUCCAAUAUUAUAUCUACGGCCAUAGUGGUUUCUACGCGAAGCGACGAUGAUUUUACAACAGAAAGCAGUGUCAUUACUACUGCGGAUGGCGUGGAUAUUAUAGCCCCGACUGAAUCGGAAUCGGAAUCAAUAUCAACAACAGUCAUCGUUGCGGCGUCGGUAGUGGGGGCGGUGGUAUUGCUGUUGUAUAGUAUGUGUGUCCUGGUAAUGGCUAAAUAUAUCUGCAUCCGUCCCAAAUCAGCCAUUGCCCCAGAACAACCGACAGAUUUCCAAAUGUCGUAUGGUAAUACAGUUGUAUAG